Alternaria arbusti is the source of this 4050-nucleotide messenger RNA. RefSeq lists its product as uncharacterized. The transcript has 2 exons. Gene Ontology annotation, biological process: regulation of GTPase activity. The record is from RefSeq and is a predicted model, not a curated record. NCBI's taxonomy places the organism in Eukaryota, Fungi, Ascomycota, Dothideomycetes, Pleosporales, Pleosporaceae. Bases 1 to 4050 code for a protein of 1349 amino acids.
AUGGACCAGCAGACGCAGCAGCGACGCAGCCGGAGGGAGGUGAGCGCCUCCGAGGCCGCCCAGGGCGUCUACUCCCUCCACGAGCGCGACGACGUCCGCCACGCCCACACCAUCCGCACCGUCACCCCCGACGACCCGCCGCCCUCGCAGACGACCACCACCUCGACCGCCACGGCCACGAUCCCCGAGGACGGCCUGCCCGUGCAGACGUUCCAGUCCCCGCCCAACAGCCCCCGCUCCCACAACAGCCAGCUCUCCAACUCGCAGCGCACCGCCAACCCGCGCCAGUACGUCGCCCGCGCCUCGAGCGACUCCGAGUACCGCAAUGCGCGCGAGCAGACACGGCCCCGGACCCGCACCCUCGAGGAGCGCAGCACCCGCGAGCGCUCGCCCUCGUCCGUCUUUGGCUCCGGCCGCCACCGCAUCGGCUCCGUCGCCAGCAACCAGAGCAACUACCAGAGCCUCGAGGAGUCCGUCGUCACCUCCAUCGGCCACAUCUCCACCAUCUCCCCGCCCCAGCAGCCGCCCCGGACCUCAAGCACCAAUAGCCGCAGCCGCCUGACCAAGCAGCAGCAGCAACAGCAGCAGGCCGCCCACCGCUCCACCUCGCCCGUCCUCUCGCCCUCCAAUGUCCCGCCCGACUCGUGGGUCUCGCCUGUCCCGGCGUCCGACGCUAAGAAGCUCAAGGCCCUCAUGCGCUCCACGUGCGGCAAGAUGCAGGGUCUGCUGGCCUUCCGCCGCGGCGAACCAAACCCCUGGGGCCUGUCGUACUGCUACAUCAACGACGAGGCCGGCAGCCUGGUCUACGAGCCCAAGAACGACACGUCGUACACCCGCACCCUCAUCCCCGAUCUCCGCGGCUGCCAUGUCAAGAGCGCCUACGACGGCGAAGCCUACACGGCCUACAUCCACGUCGUCGUCCACAACUCGAAGCUCGAAGUCCACCUGCGUCCCCCGACCCAGGAAGAGUUCGACUCGUGGUUCGCCGCCCUCUUGUGCUGGUCGCCCAUGCGUCCCAAGGGCAUCCAGAACAGGAUGGCCAAGCCCCAGGCGCCCGUCAUGAUCGAGCGCCGCCUUCCAGACAGCCGACGGCAUUCCGAGGUGUCGCUCCUCAAAGACUCACCCAAGAAGGAAGCGCCCAUCAUCAAAGUCGGCAAGAUGAUUUACUGGGACACUAGUGUAACAUACAGCAGCAAUACAGGCACCCAAAAGAACAAUGGGCCCGGGGGACGCCCCCAGGCGUACAGAGUCCAGAGCCACGGAUCCCGCCGCUGGAGAAGAGUGUCGUGCACGCUCCGUGAGAACGGAGAGCUCAAGCUCUACUCCGACACCGAUGUCACCCUUGUUUCCACCGUUCAGCUUUCCCAGCUUUCCCGAUGUGCCGUUCAGCGAUUGGAUCCCUCCGUUUUGGAUAACGAAUUUUGCAUUGCCAUAUAUCCCCAGUAUACCGCUGCUUCUUCUCCUGCAUUAACAAUCCUGCGUCCCAUAUUCCUAUCGCUAGAGUCACGAGUUCUGUACGAGGUCUGGAUCGUCCUCCUACGCGCCUUCACCGUUCCGCAACUAUAUGGCCCCAAAUCGCCGGACGCCAUGACCGACGAGGGCACUUUGUCACCGUCUUUCGGCACCCAAGACAUGUUCCGCAUGGAGAAAUCAUUGUUCGUGAGGGUCAUUGAAGCGAAACUCAUUCCGCCUGUAAGCCCCAAGGUCUCGGAUAGCAACGGAACGACCCCAAUACGACCGUCUUCGUCUGCUACAACCAACCCGGGUGGCUAUCUCGUUGAAGUGCUACUAGAUGGAGAGACACGUUCACGAACUACGGUCAAGAGCGAGGGCAACAAUCCGUUUUGGAGAGAAGAGUUUGAAUUCCUGGAUCUACCCGCUCUACACACUGCUUCAUUACUCCUGAAAAAGCGACCGCCGAGCUACAACCGCACCGAAAAGAGCGGUUUCGAGGCCACCAACUCCGACCCAUAUGUCUCCGAGGGUGGUUACGCUGGUAUCUCUUUCGAUCAGACUGUAGGAAAAACCGACAUCUAUCUGGACGACCUCGGCCCGAAUCAAGAGACGGAGAAGUGGUGGCCGCUUAUCAACAUGUAUGGAAACAGUGUCGGCGAGGUACUGGUCAAAGUCAGCAGCGAGGAAUGCGCGAUUCUCAUGGCUCGCGACUACUAUCCACUUUCGGAACUUCUCCACAGGUUUUCCAACGGAAUAACACUUCAGAUCGCCCAGAUGAUCCCGAACGAGCUCAGGAGGUUAUCAGAAUAUCUCUUGAACAUCUUCCAGGUGUCCGGGGCAGCUGGCGAGUGGAUAUGCGCGUUAGUCGAAGAAGAGAUUGAUGGCACAUUGAAAGAGUCACCUGCUAGUCGGUUACGGUUCAGUAAAAGACUGGGAUCAAGUGAAUCGAAUGAAUCCUCGCUGGCCACCUUUGGUUCUGCGAGCGACCGCGAGCUCUUCGUUCGCGACAUGGGCAACAAUGCCAAACUGGAGGCCAAUCUGCUCUUCCGCGGUAACACCUUGCUUACGAAGUCACUGGAUUUGCACAUGAAGCGACUUGGGAAAGAGUACCUGGAGGAGACUCUGAGCGAGAAGCUGAGAGAGAUCAACACCAAGGACCCUGAUUAUCACCCCAAGGUCAAAGCUCGAAGAACGUUCACGCUCAUUGCAAAGUCACUGCAAGGUCUGGCGAACAUGUCUUCAUUUGGCACAAAAGAAGCAUGGAUGGAGCCCAUGAACCAAUUCCUCACCACGCAUCGGCAAGAGUUCAAGAAGUAUCUCGACGAUAUCUGCUCAAUAUCAACCACUUCGCAACCCGCACCGCCGAUACCGCCAUCUUACAGUACUCCGAUCGCGAUUCUUCAUCGUCUGCCUCCGACGUUCAAAGAAGGGUUCCCAUCAUUACCAUACCUCAUCGAUCAUUCACGCAACUUUGCAAUGCUAGUCAACCUCUGGCUAGACAACACACAGAAGAGUGCGCCUGACAUACAAGCCACGGACGGUGAUCUCCUCCGUUUCCACAACAUCUGUCUGUCUCUCAGCGAACGCACCAAGGACUGCCUGAAUCGCGCUGAACCUGCCGAACGGCCGUCAUCGUCACUGAGUGUCAAGUGGGAGGAGUUGGUCGAGCAGCUACAAGGGGCGCAAAUCGACACGUCACGAGGUGCAGCAACGAGGAAUCGUGGACCAAUACUGGAAGAAGAGAUGGAGGAAACCCCGCUAUCUCCAGGCGGCGGCGAUGACUAUUCGUCUUCGUCCACCAGCACACCCAUCACCAUGCAGCCACCACCUCGGGCACGGCAUCAGCAAAAUUCGAGCAUCUCAGCAUCUCAGAGCUCUUUGAAGAGCAACAGCUCGGCCACCAUAUCUUACACCAAUCCCUUUGCGAAGAAGCAAUGGUCUGGUCAAUACACGCCGUCAGGGAACGACUCGGUAAAUGCUUCUCAGUCCGCGUCUGCUUCGGCCAGUGCAUCAGCAUCGGCAACCGAGGAUACACCACCGGGUUCCAGCGAUGGUCUUCACAUGGCCCCGGCGCCUUCCUACCCGCAAGCCUUGACUACGACGACGACGACCACGAUAUCUACAUCUACCUCUACACAGUCCUUCAACUACAGCAAUCCGAACUCUCACAUCAACCAACAGAGACCUGCCGCUGUGUCGACAAACUCCCUCGUCGGACGACCACCUCGUUCAGCAGGCGGUCAGAGUAUGGAAAACAGCGACAGCGGCAGUAUCGCAGAAGAGGAGUACACAACCGCACUCCCCGCCUUCUCCGAGAAAGCCACCAAGGAGAAGAAGGAACGCGGCUUCCGAGGCGUCCUCCCCUUCCAACGAAAAGGCAAGCGCAAGGAUAAAGACAAGGAAAAAGAGGACAAGAGAGACAAGGAACGAGACAAGGAAAACCGCAAAGACAAAGGCAAAGACAAGGACCGCGAUCGCGACCGCAGCGCCGAACGCGGAACCAGCGCCCUCGGCGGCCACCAGAGCUACAACGACAUGGGCAGCAUGCGCGGCAAACACACCACCCGCGGCGAAGACCGCGACGAGGAAUUCUGA